This is a messenger RNA of Nerophis lumbriciformis (worm pipefish), 3849 nucleotides long. The record is from RefSeq and is a predicted model, not a curated record. NCBI's taxonomy places the organism in Eukaryota, Metazoa, Chordata, Actinopteri, Syngnathiformes, Syngnathidae.
AUGGCGAGUCCGCCGAGCGACGCCGGCCCCCCACUCCCGGCCGCCGGCGUGAAGAAGUGCGGCUACCUACGGAAGCAUAAACACGGACACAAACGAUUCUUCGUGCUCCGGGAGCCCGGCGAGGGCUGCCCUGCCCGGCUGGAGUACUACGAGAGCGAGAAGAAAUGGAGGAAUAAGUCCGCCGCCAAGAGGGUCAUCCCGCUGGACUGCUGCCUGAACGUCAACAAGCGAGCGGACGCCAAACACAAAUACCUCAUCGCGCUCUACACCAAGGACGAGUACUUUGCCGUGGCCGCUGACAGCGAGGGCGAGCAGGAGGGCUGGUACCGCGGGCUGACGGAUUUAAUCGCGGAGGGGAGAGAGUUCGAUGGCUCGGCGUCCAACUCCGCGUCCUCGCUGGUGGGCUUCGACGAAGCGAGCUACGGGGUGAUCACGCCGGUCAGCGCCGCCUAUAAGGAGGUAUGGCAGGUCAACAUGAAGUCAAAAGGCUUGGGGCAGAGCAGGAAUUUAACUGGGGUCUACAGACUCUGUUUAUCCAGUCGGACUAUAAGUUUUGUCAAGCUCAACACGGAGGUGGCCUCAGUCAUUUUGCAGCUGAUGAACAUCCGGAGGUGCGGCCACUCUGACAGCUUCUUCUUCAUCGAGGUGGGUCGCUCCGCAGCCACCGGACCCGGCGAGCUUUGGAUGCAAGCUGACGAUUCGGUGGUGGCACAGAACAUCCACGAAACAAUCCUGGAGGCCAUGAAAGCCAUGAAGGAGCUAUCGGAAUUCCGCCCCCGGAGCAAAAGCCAGUCAUCAGGUACCAACCCCAUCUCUGUGCCCACGAGGCGGCAUCUGAACCACCUUCCCCCGAGCCAGACCGGUCUCCUCCGGAGAUCUCGCACCGACAGCAUGGCCACGACCUCGCCUGUGGGGAAAUUUUCUUCCUGUCGGAUACGCACGGCCAGCGAGGGCGACGGCACCAUGACACGCCCUAUGUCGGUGAACGGGAGCCCCCUCAGCCCGGGGGUCCACCGCACCCUCCUGAGCAGGUCUCACACCAUCACGGCACGCCCGUGUCGGACGUUCGAAUCUUCCUCCCUGCAGCACAGUAAGUCCAUGUCUAUGCCUCUGUCUCAUUCUCCGCCAAUGGCCGCCCCCAGCCUCGCGAGCCUCUCCUCGUGUCCAGAUGGAGGCGCGCCGCGUCCCUCCAGCUGCAGUGCCUCUUUUUCGGGCUCCCCGAGUGACGCCGGUUUCAUAUCGUGCGAAGAGUACGGCUCCAGCCCCGCGUACGGUAGCAAUACCCCGGAGUCUCUCCGAGCUGACACCCCCCCUUCCCGGGACGGCAGCAGGCUCGAUGGCUACAUGGUGAUGGAACAACAGAACCAUCGGUGGUUUCCGGAGUUGGACAAGGCUUAUCGGAAACGCACGUACUCCUUGACGACCCCCCGCCAGCAGAGGUGUCUCCCCCAAGUGUCUUCGGCUUCCCUGGACGAGUACACCCUAAUGAGGGCCACUUACACCAGUGGUAGCCAGACUUCUCGCAGGUGCCUCACAGCCUCUCCUAAAGGAACAUUUCCUGACGAGUGCAGGGACGUCCAGGCUGGUUCAAACUGUCCUCAGGGCGACAGUGGUUACAUGCCUAUGAUGCCGGGCGUGGCACAUAACGCAUCAGGAGCCAAAAAUGACCCCUACAUGCCUAUGAGCCCCAUGUGUGUCUCUGCUCCGAAGCAGAUAAUCAACCCCCGAUCUCACCCCUCCUUUGCUGCAGGGCAGGCCCUGCACACUGACUCCCCGGGCAGCAUUUCCCUCGAGGAUAACGGCUACAUGCGCAUGUGGUGCGGAAUCAAAAUGUCAAUGGAGAGCAAUGAUGGAAAACUGACAAAUGGAGAAUACCUGAACAUGUCUCCUGUCGACCAUUUGUUAGCCCUCAUGCCCCGAGAACACAUCCUUACUUCUUCUGGAGGAGAGCAACAACACAGACAGCCUUAUUCAUAUUCUUCACUUAAAGGCCAAUUGCAGCGCAACGGCUCGACUGACACAGACCAAUAUGUGGUGAUGUGUUUACAGAGACAGCGGAUAGAAGAGGAGUCCAACUACUGUCCCGUUUCAACAGGUGACUCUGUGACACCGGGCACCCCCUCAUCUGCCACCCCUCCUCUCAGAGGAGCUCGGAGUGAUGGAGGUCUGGUGCACAGAAGUAGGGCGUGUCGACCCACCCGCCUGGCCCUGGAUUCUCUAAGAACCUUACCAUGUAUGAGUGAACACCCGCUCCCUUCUGAGCCGCGCAGCCCGGGGGAGUAUAUUAACAUUGACUUCAGUGGCGCUUCCAGUGAUGCGGCGGCAUCUGAAGCAUCUGAAGACUUAAAGCGCACUGACGCGGGUUCACCACCGCUCUCUGAUUAUGUUAAUGUGGACCUUGCCUCCCCUAAAUCUGCGGUUUCCUCCCCUGGAGGAAGUCUGAACCGGAAGGAAGAUGGCAAAGACGCAGAUGGACAGGCAGAGGCGAGCGAGGUGCUGGAUGAAUAUCCUCUCCAGCAUCACUUAACUCUGACGUGUCAGCCUGCCGCAAUCAAGGACGACUACACCGAGAUGACGUUUGGUCCUUUUGGCGCCGACACCAACGCCCCCCUCGCUGCUAGCCCCGCCACGUGUGUCCAGAGACUGAGUCUCGACAGCAGCCUAGUGGCGGACACUGUAACGGCAGCACCAGUGGAUUCUUUUCUCCUCGGGGGACCCUCCCUCAACGUGCCGCUCGCAGAUCCGCACCGGGGUGCCAAAGUUAUCCGCGCUGACCCUCAGGGACGUCGGCGGCACAGCUCCGAGACCUUUUCCUCUACCACCACCGUCACACCCGUGUGCCCGUCCUUCGCCCACGACACCAAGCGCCACAGCUCGGCCUCGGUGGAAAAUGUUUCCCACGGCGCGCGCGGUUCGGAGGGAUCUGAUGAGGACUACGGCGGCAGCGCCCCCAUGUGCAGGGAGACGUCUGCGGGCUAUCAGAACGGACUCAACUACAUUGCCUUAAACUUGAUGGAGGGCACCCUCGGAGGGUGCCGGUUAGGGGGCUGUGACGGACUCCUGAGAUUCAAAAGCGCCUGUGGAUGCAAGGGCGGCAUGAACGGCUUCAACUCCAGCCCUUACGCCAGCCUGGGAUUCAAGGAGACGACCGCCGCCGCUGUGAAAGAGUUCAGCUGUGUUUUCCACUGGGACAGAAAGCGACACUGUGGCGACUGCAUGAAUGAGGAUGAAGGAGAUGUUGGAGGGGCAUUUGAGGGGUUUCAUUUUGGGGGGACGAAUGAAGGCCACUGGCUCCGCCCCCCUCCUCCUUCCCUGAGCGAUGACGUCACGCGGGCAACAGCUGGACCGCAGGCCGCUGCCCACAUGUCCUUUGACCCUUCACCGCCAUCGCCUCGGCAACAAGGACACUUGACCUUUGGCCCCGAAUCUUCCCUCGGCGCCGUCCGUAAGACAAAGAGCGGCUGGAGAAGGGCGGAGCUUAAGAUGAGAUGUGGGAAUGUGCGGGAAGCGAAGGGGGAUGAGCUCAUGGCCACCGCCCACUCUGGCACUGUGAGUCACUAUUUGACAGGUGCGCGUCGGUGUCUGCGGGUCAACUCAGGGCGUGUCGUCCCGGCUAAGCCCGACAAGUUUCCUCAGGCUCAGGUGAAGCCGUUCAUCGCAGCUGCUCUCCGCCUCCGCACAUCAAAGGAGAGCUGUGCACGACUGGCUGAGGUUCAUACGGGGCGAGCCAAUGACAAGCGGGGUGUUACGCAAGGCUUGGCUCUAGCACAAAGCAGGCUAACAGCUGUAAUGAAAAGCAGAGACGAAGUGUUGGUGAAAAACAGCAACCCAUCGGAGGAGAAUCUGUAG